This is a messenger RNA of Rhodotorula toruloides NP11, 6165 nucleotides long. Its product is annotated as cohesin loading factor subunit SCC2. Gene Ontology annotation, biological process: regulation of gene expression; replication-born double-strand break repair via sister chromatid exchange; establishment of mitotic sister chromatid cohesion. Gene Ontology annotation, cellular component: Scc2-Scc4 cohesin loading complex. NCBI's taxonomy places the organism in Eukaryota, Fungi, Basidiomycota, Microbotryomycetes, Sporidiobolales, Sporidiobolaceae. Gene Ontology annotation, molecular function: chromatin binding. The transcript is spliced from 22 exons. The record is from RefSeq and is a predicted model, not a curated record. Bases 1 to 6165 code for a protein of 2054 amino acids.
AUGCCUCCCGACCCGCCGCACGCGCACUCGCCCUCCCCAUCCACCUCAUCAGCAUCCGCGUCUCAGCAGGCCAUCGCGUCGUCGGCGAGGGGGAUCGUGAAGGGUUGGGCGGUCGGCAGUGGGCUCGAAGGAGCUGGAGACGUCGUCUCGCACCUCCCGCCCAUCCUUCCCUCACAUCCUUCUUUCUUCCCUCAGCUCACCACGGCCAUCCCGCCGACGCACCUCGACCCUUCCUCGUCCUCGCUUGUCCCGACAGAUCCGCUCUUCUCGCAAUACUCGCGCGAACUUGCCGGCUUCAUGGCGCCGCAACAACAGUCAGCUCAGCACGAGGCGUGGAGGCUGCAGCAGCUGGCUGGCGUGCUGGGCUUGUCGGAAGUGAGGGGCGAAAUGGACGAAAUGAGGAGGGUUUUCGCGAAUGGAGGGUUGUAUGGCGGACUCCCUCCCCUCCAGCCGCCCUACCCUGUUCUUACACACAACACGCCGCUUCCUCCGCCGCCUCUUCCUCCUUCCGCCCUCUCCUCCGCUUUCCUCUCUUCCGACCUCGUCCCGCCACCAUCAGCAACGAGCUUCACCGGUCCCUCGAACCCGCCUGGCCCGCGACACCUCGCGCCGCCUCCGCCACAUCAGCCAACGCCCGACGCCGCAAUCCGCUCGCUCGUCAACGAGCACACCUCGCGCGCUAAAGCCGAAGCGCGGGCGAGGGAGCAGGCACAGGCUCAGGCGAUGCAGCGAUCGUUCUCGGCUGGAAGUGCGGGCGGGAGCAGCGCCGCGGAACCUUCGACGCCUUCCCACCCUGGCCGUACGCUCUCGAAUGGCCACGCCGCCGGUUUCGCCGCGCCCGCUCAACCGUUCGGCACCGUUCCCGCCAGCUCGCCCGACCCGCUGCUCAUGCAGUCGGAACCAGCGUCGGAGCACAAGGCCCGUCGCAUCGUCUCGGCAACAGUCAGCGGCGUCCGCUACGACCAAGGGGCGGGACCGUCGUCGCAGGGCGCUCAUGGCCUCUCUCGGAAACGCUCAAGCGACUCGGACGUCUCAUCGCAUUUCUCGAGCCCGCUCAAGCCAAACGCGCCGGGGUCCGGCCUCGCCUCGCAGUUUGGCCCGCGAUCGAGCCAAGGGGAGAUCACGCCCUCGACGACGAACGGGAGGACCACAAGCUUGGGCGAGCCGUUCACGGGCGCAGAGUCGGCCGUCAAGCGCUUCAAGCUCGAGUCUGGUCAACCCGCUGUCGGUUCGAGCGGAAGGGGCGCGCCCGGUACGGGCGGCACGACCGGCGCGAGCGAUGCCGUCGAGCGCUUGAGCGACUUGCUCAGCGACGUCUUCAACGCCGACGACUCGAUGGUCGACGACACCUCGGCUGCGCAAGUCGAGGACAAGCAGAAGCACUUGCGCUCGCCUGGCAAGGCGAGUCCGCAGAAACAACCGCGCUUCCUCCGCGUCUCGGCUGUGUCGGCGUCGUCCGGACUUCCGCUCCUCCACACCGAUACGCUUCGCAAGAUGGGCUCUCUCGUCCGCACGAUCGCGUCGAAGAACAAGGCGGAGGAGCUGGUUGAGGAGGUGGAGGAAAGUGGCGUUGGGCGCUGGCUGAAGGUGCUGGAGCGAAGCUGGGAGGGCAUCAGCGGUGAGGGAUGGGAAGGAUGGGAUGUCCAGGCUGCGUUGCCGAAGGAGGACGAGGGUGCCGCUCCGCCUACGAAGGGAAAGGGCAAGGCGAAGAAGGCGCCGGGCGGGAAGGGGCGCAAGGGGAGUGCGAGUCCGGCGAAGAAGGGCAAGGGCAAAGGGAAAGAGCGGGCGCAGGAGGACUACGAGGACGACGAUGAGCUCGACAUGCUCGCGUCGAGUCCGAUCAAAGCGCCGACACGUCGCAGCACCCGUUCGCCAUCGCCUCACCGCGCCAAGUCGGCGACUGCCGACGCGCCUGACAGCGACGAGGACGACUCGCAAAGGACAGUCACGUCCGCCACAUAUUGGGACGCGGACCCGUCGCGCCUGCAAACCGCCGAGUCUGCUCUGCGCGACCUUGCCGACGCCCUGAUCGCCAUUCGUCUCGCGCUCGACAUCCUCACUCUCCCGUCUGUCUCUCUCCCAAAGCACCUUUUCUCCUCCGAAUACCUCCUCGCCCUCGUUUCCGCUCUCCGCCGCACGCUCGACAACUGCAUCGUCCCGAUACUCUCCGCGCCCGGGACCAGCCCUCUCGCCGAACUCGCCUCAAUCCGCUUGCGCGACAAGAUUGCCGAAGCUUGCGACGGCCUCGUGCAGGCGACGCAAUCUCUCGCCUCGCUCGUCAAGCAGGAAGAUCUCGGCGACGAGCUCGUCAUCGCCAUCUCGUAUUUCUCGCUCGAACCAUACUUCCACGAGGCGCCGCCGACUACCGGGCGGUCCGCUGCGGGAGGAAAGGACGCUUCGCCUGUCGUUCACUCGAUCAAGGCACUCCGCCUCGCAGCUCUCGCAGUGAUUCAGGCGGUCUACGCGAGGUUCCCGGAACAGCGGAGCUGGAUCGUUGAAGAGGUUUUGGGCAACUUGGGACGCGCCGAAUUGGCGAGCGGGACGACGGCGGCAAAGAAGGCAAAGGGCGGCAUCCGUCUCCGCACCGGCGCGACCAUCCAGACCGUCUCCGCCCUCCUGCUUCACCUCGUCCAGACUUGCCCGGCAGACCUUCAGCUUGAAGUCCGGAAGAAACUUGCCCAACACGCUGCUCGCGCGAACGCGUCGUCAAGUCAGAUAACAACGGACGGAGACGUCGACAUGGAAGACUUGGGGGUGGGAAGGAGGUUGCUUGACGACGAGGACAAGGAGGACGAGGAUGACUCGGGCCAGGACGUUUUCGAUUCAAUACAGCGCCGUCUCGUCGGGCCGGCACUGGAGCAGGCAAACAAGGCGGCGCGCACGAUUGUUGGUUUCCUCCUGCAGCGCUCCGCGAAGGCGGGCAAGACUACCGGCGCCGCGGCCGAUACUGAGUACCGCGCGGUCCUCGACCACCUCGUCGCCGACCUGCUCGCAACGCUGCGACUGCCAGAAUGGCCCGGCGCUGAAGUCCUCCUCACGGUCCUGUGCCGCUCGAUGAUGGCCACCCUCGCCGAUCCGAAGAGCUCGCACGAGAACAACGCGCUCAAGGGCAUUGCUCUUGAGCAUCUCGGCAACAUCGCCUCUCGCAUUUGCAAGGAUCUCGCCGCCGCGCCUGGCAACUUGCCGAGCUUGCGAGAUCUCGUAUCCGCGCAAGAUGUCGACGGACUCGAGAAAGUGUUUGCCGCUGAGAAGGCGGUGCUCGAGCAUCUUGCGAAGACGGAGAGGUCGACUGGUCAGAGCGAGGGCGCCCUCGCCUUCAUGCGCGCCGAUUACGCCAACGACCUCCUCCAGGCUCGCCAACACGCCGUGUCCGAGGACGCGAGUCAGGACGACCAACGUCAAGCGCUUGUCAAGCGCUUGGGCAUUCUUAUCGAGGAGGUCUGGAACGACGAGCCGAUGGAGGACGUCUUUGGACCGAGCCCCGAGGACUCGCAACCGAAGGUCGACGGCCUCGCACUCGACCUCUGGCGCUCGUCGACACUGCCCAGCAUGUAUCAAGCGUUGCUCGACCGCAUCGUCGAUGCCUCCGAGUCGACGCAAGUCACGCUCCGUACCAAGGCUCUUCGUGCGGUCAGUCUCGUCGUCGCGCAAGACCCCGACCUUUUCCACCAGGACAACAUCCGCCGCACGAUCGAGAACCGCAUGCUCGACAGCUCGCCCGCCGUCCGCGACGCGACGAUCGAGUUGGUCGGCAAGUACGUCGUCAGCCGCCCCGACCUCGCGAGGCAUUACCUCCCGAAGCUCGGCGAGCGCAUCUCGGACACGGGUCUCAGCGUGAGGCGAAGGGUUGUCAAGCUUCUCAAAGUGCUCUACGGCGUCGUCGACGAUGAGGAGCAGCGCGUCGACAUCUGCAGGCGGCUUGUCUACCGUGUGCUGGACGAGGACGACGGUAUCAAGGAACUCGCCGUCGACGCUGUCGAGGACCUGUGGUUCGGUGCGACGCCCAAGUCGGCCCAGCAGGACGACGCCGCCCGCCUUGCGCAGCUCGCCAGCAUCAUAACGCAGACGACCGGCAACUUCAAAGAGCGACCGCCGCCUGUCGACGAAGCACUGCGAGCGAUCAUGGCGAAGCACGCCGAGAAGGGGACAAAGCCGCCGCUCGACAGGCUGCGCGAGGUCAUCGAGAGCCUGGUCGACGGUCUUGUCGAGGAUGACCGCAGCAUGAACCUCGUCGCCGGUAUCAAGACAGUCUUCAUCCUCAGCGCCGUGGACGCCAGCUUGCUCUCCACGCAGAAGGCGACGCUUCUCCUGCCGUUCCUCAAGAGCGCGACGACUACCGAAGAGCAGGUCAUCAGCGACUACCUCCUCCGCAUUUUCCGAGCCGCCGUCGUCGCCAUGCCCAAGACCUCGUCAAAAUUCGGCAAGGACUUGCAGACUGCGUUGAUGCCGAUGCUCAACAAGCCGUCGCAGAGCACUCUCCAAGAAGUCAUGGCUUGUUUCUGCGCGGUCGUGCACGGCCAGACGCAAGACUUCACAACGAUGAUCCGCGUCUUCGGCGUCACCCUCGGCCGCCUUCAAGGCGAAGCUCAAAAGCUCACCAAGGCUGAGAACGCCACCGCCGUCAACACGCGUCAACUGCCGAUUCUCUGCUACAUGACCGGCUUGCUGUGCGAGCACGGCGACUUUGACCGCUUGCGCGAGGAGCAGCCAGAUACGAAGGACCUCAUCGACCUCAUCACGCCGGGCUCCAUCGCCGAGCACACUUUCGCGACCCUCCUUCGGGUCCACAGUCUCCAGCUCCCUUCGCAAGUCAAGCCCGCCGUCCUCACCAGCCUCGGUUUCAUCUACCGCGCCCAUCCGACGCUCAUGAUGCACGCGUCCUCGACCGCAAUAAUGGACGCCAUCUUCGACUCGCCCAACCCGGCCCUUCACGUCCAGGUCCUGCGCAUCAUUCAGGACUUCCUUGCGAGUCAGGAGCGUGCGGCGGCGAGCGUUGCGUCAUCGACGACCGACAGGAAGGCGAAGAAGAAGGGCAACGCAGGCGUCAAGAUGGAGGAGCUGGUUGGGAAUGUCGAGGGUUUCGCCGACUCCGGCGUCGCGAGCGCCAUUGCGCAGCGGUACCUGAACCGCAUCGUCGAUGCCUCGCUCUCGCCCAACCCGACCAUGCAGCGCAUCGGCGUCGACCUCCUCAGCACAAUCGCGCGCUCAGGAUUCAGCCACCCUCUCUCGCUCUCACCAACCCUCGUCGCGCUCACCGCCAGUCCCGACCCGCAACUCUCGGCAAAGGCAUUCUCGACCCUUUCACUCCUGCACCAGAAGCACGCCUCGCUCCUGGCGACUCGCUUCCUCGAACCAGCCAAGUCGACGCAUGGGUUCCUCGCCGCCUCGUCGCCUGAUGAGCCGGCGCGAGGGUUCCGCGGUGACCCGCCUGAAUCAAUGCUCGGGAGGUGGUACGCCUUGCUGCACAAAGAGAAGCGCCAGGUCCAGCUCGACUAUCUCCGCACGCUCAGUCGCGCCUUCGAAGUCGACCUGGGCGCCAAGUGCGACGAGUCCGACGUCUCCUUCGCGCGCUUCCUCGCCGAAUCCCUCUCCACGCUCGACUACAAACGCACCGAGGAACCCCUCCUCGUCAUCUCGUACCUCAACUCGGCUCUCGCGGUCUCGGGCUUGCAGGUCCUCCAUGCGCUGGAGAUGGGCUUGAAGGGAGGUGGGGGAUUGGUUGCUGCGACUAAGAGGGGGGCUGGGGGGUCGCCGAAGAAGUCCGCCGCUGGCACUCCCGCCGCUGCCGCCGCCGCCGACGACGCCGACGAGCAAGACACGCCACCCUCCCCCGACCUCGCCCGCCAGUCCGUCAUAAGCGGCCUCGCGCUCCUGCUGCGAGACCACCUCAAGCAGCUCUACGGUAUCACGGACGCAAAGCUUGCGAAGUAUGUCGUCGGGAAGAAGUCUGCCAUGGGUGACAAGGCCGUCACUCGCCGCCCUGACGCACCCCUCGCGCUCGGCCUCGACUCGUACGACCGCAUGCCCUUCGCUUUGAAGCCCAUGUCGGGAGAAGAGGAUCUGGUCGAACAGAGGGCCACGUACAUUCGGUUGAUCGCGGAGGACGGGACGAUUGGUGCGAUGGAGGAAUUGGAGGCGGCGGGCGCAGAGGGCGAGGCGGAUUGA